AUGGGUGCCGAGAACCUCCACCACAUCGAGUCCUCCGAGCAGCUCGACUCUCUCCUCGCCUCAAACACUUACGUCGCCCUCGACUUCUACGCCGACUGGUGCCCUCCUUGCAAGGCCAUCGCCCCCAUCUACCAGGGCCUUGCCGACAAGCACAGCGCCGACAAGUACCUCGCCUUUGGAAAGGUCAAUGUCGACCACGUCCAAGACGUCGCCGCUCGAUAUGGCAUCACCGCCAUGCCCACAUUCUUGUUCUUCAAGGACGGCCAGCAGGUUGCUGUCAACGGCAAGGCCAUGAUCCAGGGCGCUGACCCCAGGAGCUUGGGUGACGCCGCUGAGAAGCUGGGUGGAUUGGCUCAGAAGAGACUCGAGGAGGCCGCAUCUGCUUAA
Messenger RNA from Trichoderma aggressivum f. europaeum, 387 nucleotides. RefSeq lists its product as uncharacterized. Lineage: Eukaryota; Fungi; Ascomycota; Sordariomycetes; Hypocreales; Hypocreaceae. The record is from RefSeq and is a predicted model, not a curated record. Bases 1 to 387 code for a protein of 128 amino acids. Gene Ontology annotation, cellular component: cytosol. Gene Ontology annotation, molecular function: protein-disulfide reductase activity. The transcript has a single exon.